This is a messenger RNA of Photinus pyralis (common eastern firefly), 1794 nucleotides long. Its product is annotated as organic cation transporter protein-like. Gene Ontology annotation, cellular component: membrane. NCBI's taxonomy places the organism in Eukaryota, Metazoa, Arthropoda, Insecta, Coleoptera, Lampyridae. The record is from RefSeq and is a predicted model, not a curated record. Bases 98 to 1651 code for a protein of 517 amino acids. Gene Ontology annotation, molecular function: transmembrane transporter activity. The transcript is spliced from 5 exons. Gene Ontology annotation, biological process: transmembrane transport.
CUUAUCUUUCUUCUUAACAGUCGUCAAAUAGUUUGUAAUACAUCAGUUAAUUUUAAAGCUUCUUGUAAUACAGUUCAAUUUUCUUCAAACUGUCGAAAUGGCUAAAAACGAAAUCCAGAUCAAUGGCGAGCUGGAGAAAUUCAUGCCACCAGCAAAAGAAGAACAGAAUGUCGACAUUGUGGAAAAAUGCAUGGGUGUUAUGGGUCGGUGGCAAAUACUUAUUUGUGUUUCAGUAUUUCUGUGCAAACUUCCAAUCGCAUGGCAUCAACUAAAUAUUGUACUACUCGCUCCUCCUACAGAAUUUUCGUGUGCGGAGAAUAUGACUGAGAAGUGCUCGUCUAAUUGCUCCGAUAUUGUUUUUGAUAGAUCGAUAUUUACCAACACGAUACAAAUGGAGUGGAAUUUGAUUUGCGAUAGAUCACAAUUGGUAAAUUUUGCACAAACAAUUACAAUGUUGGGAAUCCUUAUUGGAAAUUUUAUUUUUGGAUUAUUAUCAGACAAAUUCGGACGUCGUAACCCACUGAUAUGGGCCGUCAUUAUACAACUAAUAUCUGGGACGGCAACUGCAUUUGCCCCAUGGUUCUGGCUGUUUUUAUUGCUAAGAUUCAUUUCAGCCGCUGCAACCGGUGGAACUAUGGUCACUUCUUUCGUACUCGUUAUGGAAAUUACUGGGAUCAAAUGGAGGACCACGUUAGGCAUACUGUACCAAGUUCCGUUUAAUGUGGGCCACUUAUCCCUGGCACUGAUCGGCUACCUCAUUCGAGAUUGGCACUACGUUCAGUUGGCGAUCACUCUACCUUCCCUGCUGUUAAUAUCGUACUACUGGAUCAUCCCCGAGUCGCCUCGAUGGUUGUUGGCACUUGGUCAACCCGAAAAAGCAAUCAAAGUGAUGGAGAAGGCGUGUCGCUUUAACAAAUUAGAGACGAGCUCUAUUACUGAAGAUGUACACAUUUAUAUGAAGAAACAUAGCAUCGAGCAAGCUACGGGAACGUUCAUGGAUCUGGUGCGCACCAAAAGUAUGAGAGUAAAGUCAAUAUCGAUCUUCUAUAACUGGGUCGUUUGCGGCCUUUGUUUCUUCGGAGGCGCACAGUACAUGGGCCAACUCGGCGGUAACGUAUUUGUCAAUAUUGCUAUGUCUGCCGUAAUACAAAUACCGGGAACAAUAUUUUCAAUUUGGUUCAUGCAGUCCAUUGGAAGGCGAUACACUUUGAUGGGUUCCGAUUUUUUGGCGGGUUUGUCGUUUCUCUUAAUCAGUUUUGUACCGGAAGACGCUCACUGGCCUAGAGUACUACUGGGCACACUCGGAAUGUUUGGACUAUCCGUCUGCUUUCCCACCGUGUACAUCUAUUCGGGGGAGUUAUAUCCAACUGUUAUCAGAAACAUUGGAGUUGGUACUUCGUCUAUGUUCGCCAGGGUGGGAUCAAUGCUGGCACCUUUCGUUGCCGGACUUGCAUCUUAUCAACCUUGGUUAGCUCCUGCCAUUUUCGGAAUUGUGCCCUUAAUCGGCGCUGCGUUGUGCUACUAUUUACCAGAAACCAAAAAUUGCGUACUACCUGAAACAUUGGAGGACGCUGAAAAAUUUUCAAGGCAACGCAAAGGUAGCGUUGCACCAGGGCUUGAUAGUACGAUUCAGUUUGAGGCUCGCUCGUAGGCCAAAUUCAAACUUUGUGAUUAAUAUAAUUAAGAUACUGUGUUUGUAUGUUCCUUUUUUGUACUUUGUAAAUAGAUUUAUGAAAAUAAUGUAUUUCUAGUUAUCAAUGAUAAAUAAAAUUUUUAUUGUUCGGUACUUAUUCA